Messenger RNA from Ylistrum balloti, 8625 nucleotides. RefSeq names its product inositol 1,4,5-trisphosphate receptor type 1-like. Gene Ontology annotation, cellular component: membrane; endoplasmic reticulum. The record is from RefSeq and is a predicted model, not a curated record. Gene Ontology annotation, biological process: calcium ion transmembrane transport. NCBI's taxonomy places the organism in Eukaryota, Metazoa, Mollusca, Bivalvia, Pectinida, Pectinidae. Bases 1 to 8625 code for a protein of 2874 amino acids. The transcript has 67 exons. Gene Ontology annotation, molecular function: inositol 1,4,5-trisphosphate-gated calcium channel activity; inositol 1,4,5 trisphosphate binding.
AUGAUGAUGCUUAGUAGCACGGCUGCGGGGGAGUAUCUUAAUGUCGGGGAUUAUGUCGCCUUAUACUCCGUUGAGACAGAGGGAUAUGUCUACAGCGUGCAGUCAAGCUCCGUCCAUAGCGGUUUAUACAUUGGUCACAACCAGGACCGGGAGAAACCGUCCAAAAUCCCCAACCCACAAGCUGUCGUUUUCGAAAUUGGUAUUCAAAACCGAUACAAAUUAAACAAGAAGUACCGGAAAUGGGUGAACCAGGCCGCGUCCACAACAGAUCUGACGGAGGACAAGGGACUUCUAGCCCAGGCCAAGUUCGCAGCAGAUGCCGAAAAUGCGGAUAAUGCGGCGGAACAGAAACGUCAGAUGGGCAAGAGGGUGAGAUACGGGGACAUCGUACAGCUGAAGCACGCACUGACAAACAAAUACAUCCACAUGUGUACCUCACAGACCAGCCAAACCGACAAAAACAACAUGGUGAUCAUGCUGCAAGAUUUCAACGCCAAAAAUGCCCAGUUUCGUAUUCUACCUCAGUACAAAGUCAAAUCGGAGGGCGAAGUGGUUCAAAUUUAUGACCAGAUUGUGUUUGAGAGUAUAAAGUCUCCGGGACACUUCUUUCACGCCAGUGCCGCUUAUCAGAUUGACCAUUUUACAUACGGGUCAGAGGUCAACCUUGGCGUGGAGCGGUCUGGGUUUACUUUGGUUCGAUUCCAUAAAGGGAUAGCAGAACACGACCCAUACGUUAGGGGCGGAUCGGUGAUUCGAUUGUUCCACAAGGAGUUAGAGGCCUACCUUGUAGCUGAGGGUCUGUUUGACGAAGAAGUUACAGAGGAUGUUCACUUCAGAAUCCGAGUAAUGGACCAACACAAGCCUCGCACCCUAUCACCGCCCACUUCCGGUAACACAUUUUGGCAGAUAGAGGCAGAAAGUGGCAUCCUGAACGGCGAUAUCUUGCGAUGGGAACAACAGGUUCGACUGCGUCACAUGACCACCAGGAAAUACCUGUGUAUUGACGCUACCAAGGAAAUAUCGUUGACGGACGAGAGUGAGGAUCCGCGAACAGUUUUUCGCCUGUACUCUGUCAUUAGUGAAAGAGAUGAGAUACGAUUCGAGAGUUACUGCCGUAUUGAACACGUGUUGACAGGAUUUUGGCUUCACGCACUGAAAGAUGAAGACUACAUUCGGAAAAAGUUCCGCAACAUGGAUAGUAGUGAAGAUCAGAGUUUGCGGGGACUGCGGUGGGACUCUGCACAAGUCAGACAGGUAGCGGCAAGUGGUGAGAGUCAGUACGAUGAUGCGUUCACCAUACAGUUUGUGGAACAGAUCCAUCAGGACGAGUUUAAUUACAUAAGUGGAAUGGUUCCAUUUCUCCUAAAUCUCAUCAAGGACAGAGAAGAGAGACAAUUCCUAAAUGCCAAAAAGACGCAUGUUGCAUUAACAGCAAUGGAGGGCAUACGGAAAUUCAUGAUGGUGAAAAACCUUCCUAGUAAAAACAGACAAAAAUUGAUGAGAAAUUUGCGAGUGAUUGAUUUGCUGGUGAAGAUCCUUAAAUGCCCUUUAGACGGUACGGCUGACGAACAGAACAUGAUACAAGUGUUCAAGGAGGCUUACGAGAUUCUCUAUACUUACAUGAUAGGCAAAAGCAGGAAAAACGCACUCUAUUUCGCCAAAUAUAUCGAGUUCUUCCAAACACAAUUUACACAAAAGGGUGGUAUAGGGUUAAACGUUGCCCAAAUGAUCGUGGAACUAAUCCGUGACAAGAGGAAGAUCGUGGAUAGGAUCACACACGAACAAAUCAACGAAUUCGUCGGUCUUCUUCAGAAAACACAGAAUUACCGCUUUCUCGAUCUGAUGCACGUGCUCUGCGUAUGUGAUGACGUAGCUAUUCCAAACAACCAAUCAUACAUUGUACAGCGCUGGAUGCAGGAAGAACAGGGAAGAGGGAUUUAUCUGACCGCUCGUGGACAGGACAUCAACAGGCAGCCAAACAUUCUUUACAUUACAACCAAUGGAGGGAAAACAUGGGACUCGCUCCACACAUUCGUCGACCCAAAAGCUGAGGAUUACGACAAAGACAAACACGAUUUCCUCAUUCAUCAACUUGACCUUUACAAAGCUCUCUGUCAUGGUAGGAACGACUACUCCAUCAACAUGAUCACCAAGGAAUUACGGUACUUAACGUGGGAGGAAACCUUCCUGUCCCUGAGGUCAGAUAUCCUUCCAGACGCCAUCCGGGCAAAAUACUGCGAUCUCACCACAAGUCUGUUCGUUGAUGUGGGAAAUAACUACUCUGUAUUGGACCAUCCUAACAUAUGUUUUGUGUACGAGUACGUGGGCUCUAAGGAUGAAGAAAAGAGUCAAGGAGACUUUGUAGUCAAAGAAUUGGUUGCUAUUUUUCCUGUUCUGAGGGACUGGAUUGCAGAAUUCCUACAGGAAAACAAAUGCAUGUUUGCUGACGAUAUUGGUCACAACAUGCUUAUUGAACAGGUACUCCGACUGCUCUACCACUUGGUGAAGUUCGGGUAUUACCUGGAUGCGGAGGAUGUGGAACAGCUUCUUCCUCCAAUGUUGAAUCUACUGGACGGACGACAUGAUUUUCCGUUCCAGAAAGACAGAGAAAAAGGAUUUUCAAAAGAUGCCAUGAAGUUAGUCCAUCAGUUCCAAACGAUAGAACGAUUCUUACCUACUCCAGAAACAGAAGCAAUCGUCAAUGCCAAAUUUCAGGUACUGGAAGUACUGGAUCUCCUUCUCCUCUACCAAAGAAAUUCGAGACUACAGAGUUUCGUGUCGAAGUUUAAAGUAGCAGAGAAAUGUUGUGGUCAGAAAAAAUCACAAAAUGUGUUGGUGUCUAUGUUGUUUGACGAUUUCGAUCCUCACGACCAAAGCAAGAAAGCACUUAAAUGUCAGAAAAGGAUUAUAAAAGAACUGCGAGAAAUGUUCAACAAAGCGGCUAUAUUUGACGUGGAAACUCUAACCCGGGUGCUGACGGAUUUAUCAAGAUAUAAAUACAACAAGAUGAUAACAAAAUCUUUAAGCAUUCUCAACAAGGUGUACUCGUCAAAGGAUAACGUGUUUCGACUGUCCAAAAAAGCCCAGAUCCUAUUGACCCAAGAUUCGGCGAGAGUCCAUCGGGAAGUGUUGAAGAGUAUGCCAAUCCUCAGAAGGCUUGCUAAGGCCAAACUUGAUGAGCAGCAGAAAAAAUUGAUGGAAACGAUAUUGGACGACCUUGGCGAAUUCUGCCACCUCCCUAUGACUCCAGACGAACCUCAUCCAAUGAAUCAAAACAUCUUGAUAAGUAACGGUAUCUUGACCAUUUUAUUUGACAUCCUUACCCAGGAUAUUGACACGAAACUGAUGGAACUAUACCGGGGGAUGAAGGACGUGUUCAAGAAAACGUUUCACUUGGUAAAGCUUCUCGCGCGAGAGAAUGACCGUGUCCAGUUCCAUUUGUUUGACCGUCUUGACGUGCUAUUGGAUGUACGAGUCGUGGAAUCAGAUCUCGCCAUAGCUUUGAAGGAGGUUUUUAUGGGUAACCAGAAUACCUGUCUAAAAAUCAGCCCUCGACAGAUUCAAAAGAUUGUAUCACGUGCUGCAGAGUUACAGGAGCGCGCGCCUGAGUUUCUAGACCUUCUAGGGAUGAUAGUGAAAGUCGUGGGGACAGACCUGACGCUCAAACGUAACCAGGCAUACGUUAUGAAGUACAUCAUGCAGAACUACAAAAAGGUCGCCUAUGUUCUAGAUUUUAGUAGGGAGGAGAGAGAGAAGAUCCUGACCACCCCUAACAGGAUAUGUACCCUGCGUUAUUACCUUUGUUUGUUGGAUCUUCUCGCAAUUUGUGCUGAGGGUGAAAACAUGUUUAUCGAGUCUCUGUGCCAGACCAUUCUGCCCAUGGACGACCUUUUGUGGGUCCUCAACAACCCAAAGGUGGACGGUACGUGCAAGAAACCCUUCAUACGCUGUCUACACCACAUCUACAUGAAGAGCAAUAACACCAUGGUGGACACUGGAUCUGGUGAAAUGUCUCACAACGAAGACCUGUGGGAGUAUUUGUCAAACUUGUCGAUUGACAUGAACCGGCUAACCGAUAGCAUCAAAGAAGACCCAGACAAAAUCGCAAUUCAUCUCAAAACUGCUCCGGAGAAAAGUGGGUCGGCUAGCGCCACUGAUUUCGAAUCUUCAGCAUACGGGAGUGUUUUGUACUUCCUAGAGGCCGUACUGCCGUUCCUCGAGACGUUUUAUAGAGAUUUUUACUAUCCAGACCAGACAACGUUCGGGAACGAGGUGGACGAGACGGACCAUAUGGCAAAAGCUGUUGUAAUGUUUUGUGAAAUGGUGGGCCCCCUCCUCUACAAACCUACCCAUAUGAAGAACAUGGUGAAUUGCCUGACCGUCAUUGUUCCCAUCUCCAACAUGCCGAAUUCGAAUAUUGACCAUGUACUGGACCGUUUCUCCUCUGGGAUCACUGUAGAGGAUACAUCUAGUGCUGUACGACGGGGCAACAUAGAAUAUUACGCAGAUGAAGUUGAAAUCAACUGUAAAUUCCGAACGUUUGCUAAAAACGUGUCUGUAGUUUUCUUCGGGCACAACAAAGUGCAGGCACAGCUGAAGGUCAAAUCUAACAGGGAGUAUACAGAACUCGGUGGUAACGAGGAGAUUCCAUUAGGAGAAGAGUUUCAGAGUCACGUCAAAUGUUUCAUACAUGCCAGCGAGAAAAAAUUGGAGAAAAAGUUUGAACCAGCUGCCAUAUUGAUAGAACAACUUCAUAUAUCUAUGGGCCAUAAACGAAUGAGUGAAGCCGCCAGACAGGAAAUGGACGACUUGAAUAUAAAGUGUAUCCAGCUUCUCAGAGCAAUCGUCCAUAAUGAGGAACGUAGGAUGCCCGAGGACUGGGAAACGAGGACAACCGAACCUAAAAUUAAAAAGACACUAAAGCUGAUAACAGGAAUACAGAAUCUGUACGACAAGAAAGGAGCGAUGAACAAAGCCUUACCCCAUCUGUCCACCAGAAACGAGGAACUGGCUAAAGAAGUAUUGGGUUUCCUGUGUAUACUUCUGUUUAACGCCAAUACCUCUGUUCAGCAAUCCAUGUUGAACUAUUUCCUGUCCACACGAGAAGAGGUAUUCUUUAUGGCUGUCAGGGACAGAAUGGCUUUGUCCACAAACUCCAUCAAGGAAAAACGUUCUCUCCAAGCUCAACAGGAUGCUAAGAAGAAGGAUGCUACAGACACGUUUGGCACUAAGCUAAGGAAGGGGUUCCCUGUCAGUAUUAUGGCCCUUAAGCAAAUACAAGCCUAUGAAGAUGCACUACGACAACAACGACUGUCGGGAUGGACGAGACGUCGCCCACCUAGCGUAAAAUGCAAGAAGAAAAAAAAAGCAAAGAAACCUAAAGUCCCAAAAGAGAAGAAGAAAAAACCGUCCAAGGUCAAGGAUUCUUCAGCUAAUGGUUUAAAGAAAGAGGUAUCGUUCGCGUCCCCUCUGUCAAAGGAAGACCAGGCGCUGAUUGUUAACCCAGACAUGGAGACAGAAUUAGUCGCUAUCAAGAUAGAGGACCCACCUGAGCCGGAACCACCAAAUAACGAUGACGACUCCCCACUGGAGUACCGAAAUGACGGAUAUAUAGAACUUGUACUCAAAGUAAUGGCACGUAUGUGUGAUGGCCAGAACCAGCACUUACAGGAUUACCUGCGAGAACAGCCAGACAAUGUCAAGUCAUUCAACAUUAUCGCUGAAGUGACGAGGUUCCUGAACGUUGUGUAUUCCAACAUAACCGGUAAAAACAUCGACCUGGUUAUCCAACUGUUCGACACUAUGAACGAGUUCACGGCAGGAAAUCAGGAAAACAGGAUUGUGAUUUACGACAAUAAAAUCAUCGACUACAUAAACUUUAUCUUGAGAGCUGGCGACAUCGAGUAUUGCUCGACAGAGAAGAUACUUGCACUGCGAGAGAGUAUAGCAAAUUUGAUUUUGUCACUAAUAGAGGAAAAUGGACAUGGGGCAUCAGAGUUAACAGUGGAAGUGAAAGAUACAUUGGACAAGAAAUCCGUACUCCAGUUACUCACGGAAUGCUACGAGAUGCACCAACCAGACAAGAAGAAGCUGGAAGAGCUGAAAAACAUUACAUCUGGUGACGUGAUGGUACCUCAGUCUAAGAUCAAGUCGUUUGCCUUCGCUGGCGGCAGUUUUCUACAAGGUGUCAUGGGUAACCAGAAGGAUGAGCUGGCUGAUAUUUACAUGGACGUCGGCUUUCGUUUGUAUCUAAUACUGGCCCGAAUGGUGGAUGUCGACGCCAAGCUUAUUGACCUUUUGAGAAUGCAGCCCUUACAGGCAAAGGCAUUCAAUUUCUACAAGAAGAAUUGCAUGUCGAUAGAACUGGUAAAGGACGAUGAACUCCAGAAAGUCAACUUUCGGGUCAAAAACAAGCGAGUGUUACGGGAAGAAGUAAAAGAAAGUCUUAAAUGGAAUGUCGACCGUUCCUCUCCCAGCAACAAAAUCCGUGACGUCAUGGAAUGGACCAAAGACAUCAUGAAAGACAUAGCUUACCAGAGGAAAAUUCUUAGUAAUCCUAUAGCUAUAGGUCUCACCAAGGGAUGGCUUAUAUGGAAUCACAUGGUGACCAUCCUUAGUUUUGCUAUCAACAUCUUGAUGUUGGUCACGUGGCAGGCGAAGGCGUCGCUAGCGACCCCUGGUGUGAUGAUGGACAACACUACUGCUAUCCCCGCCAGUUUGAUAGAUCCAAUUCCUGUUAUAACGACACUGAAAGUGAGCGAGUACGAAAUGGCUAUCUACACCCUUGGAGGCUUGCACAACUUCUUCACCUUGCUCGUAUUUAUCAGCUACUUCGUCGGGAACCAUCCAAGAAUGCCUCACUUUCGUGCCAUAUUUACCUCAAUGCGAAAAAUGUGUUCACGGAAAAAGAAGGACGAUGAGUUAGAGGAAGACAAGAAGAAGAAACAUCAGUCAAAACUAGACGCGAAACUGUUUAGUUUCACUACAUUCUACUACAUGGCGUUCCUUGGCCUCUCAGUGGGUGGAACUGUAUACCAUGGCUACUUCUUCGCCUUCCAUCUUCUGAACAUUGUGAACAACAACCAACUGCUUGGUGGCGUCAUCAAAGCCGUCACCCAAAACGGAAAAUCAUUGCUAUGGGUGGCUGUCCUGGGUCUCUGUGUGUUUUACCUGUACGGAAUAGUGGGUUUCGCCAUGAUGCGGAGUAUGUUUCAACCAAGUGACUAUCUGUACUGUGACACACUUUGGCAGUGUACUAUCACUGUGGUGCGGUACGGACUUAUAGGAGAUCUGUUCGAGGUCAUGAAAGCACACAGGCUGGAGGCCACAUUCCAGAAGUUUGGCUUUGUUGUCUUGUAUCAUGUCUCCUUUUUCAUCUUCAUCACAACCAUUGGUCUCAACAUCAUCUUCGGUAUCAUCGUCGACACAUUCUCAGAGCUCAGGGAUCUCAAGUGGACAGCGGAGGCUGACAUGAGAGACACUUGCUUCAUAUGCAGCAGAAAUAGUUACGAUUUUGAACAUCAUGGCAAGGGAUUUGACCACCACGUGAGGCACGAGCACAACAUGUGGGCGUACAUCUUUUUCUUCAUACAUCUUAACGGAACCAAGAUCAACGACUUUACAGCUCUAGAACUCUAUGUUCACAAAUUGCUGCUGAAGGAGAAUUACGAUUUCUUCCCGUUAGACCGCGCCCUGUCUCUGUCUGGUAUGGGGAAGGACUCUACAGAAACCAAGAUCGACGACCUCCUGUAUCACGUAACAUCCAUAGUAGAGAAACAGCGCAAGGAGGAACUGGAGAAAAAACGUCACGAAGAAAGAGCUCGGCAGAAAGUUUGGGAACAAAAGCAUCGCUUAGGAUCGUUCCGAAGGCGAGCAAAGCUCCCAGCGCCAUUAGAGAAAGACCCUCUGACUGGACUUCCGGUUGCACCGAGUCAGCAUGAUGACCAACCCCAUGGGCAAGCCGCCCAAAUGAGUCCAUUCCCUCCUACGCAGUACUUAAAGCCUAUCUUCCCGCAGCCCACAGGUCUAUCAGGUAGGACCACGCCUAGGAGAUUCAGUGAUGUGGGACUCGUCACCAGCCUGCUAAGCCAACGGGCAGAGGCAUAUACCCCGAUGCCAUCCGCCCUGUCACGCUUUGACAGAAGACCUUCCGCUAGCAGUAGAAGUGGAAGUCCAUCACGUCUCGACCACGAACCCCAGCGAUUCAGGAGACGAAGUCCAUCAAGGUAUGAAGACGAAGAACUUAUGCUUGGAAGUCCCGAUCGCUUUGGUGAUCGUGGCAGAAGUCCAUCUAGAUCACGCAUGGGUAGUGAGAGUGAUCUACGUGGAAAAAGUCCCAGCCCACUGUCCCGUCGUGAUACUAUGACCAGCAUGUUAAGUCCCCGGUGGGCAGACAGUAGGUCGACCAGCCCACGCGGAGCAACAGUUUUCUUCCCCGACACCGAUCCCUUUCCUCCACCACCACCACCGUUGCCAUCGAUGGACAGGCGGGGAAGUGAUUUCCGUCUGGAGACGGUAGAAGGUCCUCAAUAUUCCCAGGACUUUGAUUAUCCUGAUUAUGAUCAGGAUGAUGAGAGCUAUCUAGACAGGGACCGCCGGAGGGAUAGGAGGGAUUCGCAAUACUAG